This is a messenger RNA of Dama dama (fallow deer), 10182 nucleotides long. It is a transcript of the gene PRELID3A, whose product is annotated as PRELI domain containing 3A. Gene Ontology annotation, cellular component: mitochondrial intermembrane space. The transcript is spliced from 9 exons. The record is from RefSeq and is a predicted model, not a curated record. Gene Ontology annotation, molecular function: phosphatidic acid transfer activity. Gene Ontology annotation, biological process: phospholipid transport. Lineage: Eukaryota; Metazoa; Chordata; Mammalia; Artiodactyla; Cervidae. Bases 169 to 687 code for a protein of 172 amino acids.
GGAGGGGGCGGGACCGAGUCGGGCGCGCGCCGAGGCGCUGCACCUGUUGGUGCGCCCAGCCGACGCUGCUGAGGCCCCGCGCAGUGUACCUUUCCCUCAGGCAGAGGCUAUCUUUGGCCCUUCGGACGCCUCUCUCGCCACCCGUGGGACACAGUCAUCAAGGCGGCCAUGAGGAAGUACCCGAAUCCCAUGAACCCCUGUGUUGUGGGUGUCGACGUGCUGGAGCGCAGUGUGGAUGGCCGGGGCCGGCUUCACAGCCACCGCCUCCUUAGCACCGAGUGGGGGCUGCCCAGCCUCGUGAGAGCGAUUUUGGGGACCAGUAGGACUUUGACAUACAUCAGAGAACAUUCUAUCGUGGAUCCAGUGGAAAAGAAAAUGGAGCUCUGCUCCACCAAUAUCACACUCACAAAUUUGGUGUCGGUGAGUGAGAGGCUGGUGUACACAUCCCACCCGGAGGACCCAGGAAACGCGCUCUCCUGCAGGACCGUGCUCACUCAGGAAGCUGUCAUCACCGUGAAGGGAGUCAGCCUGGGCAGCUAUCUGGAGAGUUUAAUGGCCAACACGAUAUCGUCCAAUGCAAAGAAGGGGCUGCUGUGCUGGAGGCCUGUUGAGAAUCACGGCUUCUUCAGCGGUCGUUACCAUCCCACAGCACCCCAGACCAGGGCUGGGCCGCUAUUGAGUGGAUAAUUGAAAAUGCGGAACGCGCACUGAGCUAACGAGGCCUGCAGCGUCCCCUGUGCUUAGCGGCGGUAACUACAGGAUUCCUGAACCGGGAGGAUGUGGCGCCCACUGGGCUCCCAGCGGCGUGUGCGGCCUGCGUGCUGGGAGGGGUCUGCGGGAUGCACCUCUGUGCGGGGCCCCGCCCUGUAGAGAAAGACCGAACUGGUUUCAUCCUCGUCGUGAUGCACCAGCUCGUUUUGUGGCGAGAUUUGUGUUCAGGUUUGUCAUCUCGUCUCCGAGGGCAGUUCGGCUUUUCCUGCAAGCGGUUCUCAGCACGCAGUCAUGUGUUCUGGGACUGCUGUAUCCUUAGCAGGAGGGUCUCACCAGCAGGUCCAGUGUGGAGGGCUGAUCUGAAGGGGAUUUUAUUGGGAGUAAGACUGGAGUGCCUGCCCAUGAUCUUGUGCGGAUGCCCUGGGCCCAGGUGUCAGCACUGUGACCAGUAGGUCACCCUUCCUGCUGCUGCCAGCCGUGUGCCAUCACUGGCCCUUUGUUUUUAGUGCUCGAAGUCGUUUCCCAGCAUCUCUUUGAGCUUCUCAAAUACUCUUUGUUUUCUUCUCCUGAGCCUCUGGGGUGUCAGGGCAGAUUUGAUGCUGGUGUGGUCAGCAGUCAUCUCUGCUUCAUAAGGUCAGAGUUCACUGCUCCCUCUGCUGAGAGGAUCCUUACUCUCCUGCCCUGGAACUCCUCCUACUCUUAGCUUUUCGAGCUCUGGCCCCACUUCCCACCCUCAGUUGGUCUGUCUGCAGCACAUAAGCACACUUGGUGCUUCAGUCAGCAGGCAUGAGCCCUGUGGCUUGGGCUCCUUUAAAGAGUUUCCUGCUUUUUGCCUAAGGCACUGAUGCAUAGGUUUGCCAGAACCUUCACCUUGAACCCAAGGUCAUGGCCUUCUUCCUUGAAUGCACCACUAAGCUGAUCACAGGCAGAGAGCCUACCUGACUGCUGAGCAUCCUACUUGCACGUGUGCAUGUGUGUUUGGUGUGUGUCUGAUGCUGUUGCUUUGUUGUGGACCCUAUCACAUUCUCUUGCCUCACAAACUAGAGCUCAGCUGCCUCAAUCUUUAAUCUGAUGCCUCACCAAAAUAAGAAAGAGAAGCGAAGGAAGAAGUGAGUCCGGAGCAUGGUCCUGGCUGGACUAGGAGAGGCGGGAGCUCCUGGGUCACAGCCAUCGUCACCAGCCACCAUCAGGCUGGUCGGCCGUGACCUUACAGCACCGCAGGCCUGACCAGUGGCACUGCCCGUGGGGCCGACCUGCUGGGAGCAGGGCAGGCUGCUCAACUGCACGUUGAGCCUACGCGCCUACUCUGCUGAGCCUGAGCCUGGUUUGCUCAGACGGCUAUGGGGCCUCAUCUGUCUCCCCCUUUCAGUCUCGGUUCUCCUGUCGAUUCUUGGGGUCUCGCUAAAGAGCUUUCUCUUUGCAGAGGAUACCCUAUUCCCCUCCCUUGCCCUUGAUCCACAGGCUCACUGCCUGUCUCUUCACACAUCUGGCCAUCAGCUGUUACCUCAGACAUAGCUGACGUGUGUCCCUGUCUUACCCCUUCACGGAUCUGCACAUGCUAGAGUCAGGCAUCCACCCUGACGGGGACACAGGGACAGUUAGGAUUGGCCUGGAGAGCCAUUUGCUCUGUCCUCUGGCUGUGAUGAGACUGUGUACACUGUCUGGUACCACCAUCUGGACUGCAGCCUGGGCUGGUAGUUCCAAGCUCUCAGCUGUUCUGCUGACAUCAAGGUACCUCCAACUAGGAGUUUUAAUUUUCUCAAUUUUCAAAAAUAAAAUUUUUGUGUGUUUUAAAUGAUAAUUCUAGAGAAGCUCUCCUCCAUAAAGGAGGGGUGGAACUGUAUUCUACCACAUUGUUUUAGAUACUGCUUUUCCUUUGAUAUCAAUACUUCCAAUCCAAAAUUAAAAUUCAUUUUUAUCUUUGAGACUUUUAUGCACAUAGCUUUAAAGGUAAAAUAGUUAAAAGAUUUAUGACAAAAACAAUCCCUCUAACCCUUUCCACACAGCAUGCUUCUACCCUUCUGUAGACUCUCUUGGCAGUUUUGGCAUUUACUGUUAGAUUCCUAAAAUAAAUGAGCAUACUCUGCUAUUUCUUGAUUCAACAAUUUUAGACAAAAUCUGUUGACUUCCUGCUAUGAUAGAUGGUUAUUUUCUCUCUCACAUCUUCCCAUCUCCAGUAUAGCUGUGUUGUAACUUAUGGUUAAAAUCACAUUGUUUCUAUAAUUAAAACAUACAUAACUACUAUUUAUUACCAAGUGAAAAGCUAUAUGUUAAUUACAUUUUCUUUAAAAAAAAAAAAAUUUAUUUGACUGGGUCUGGUCUUAGUUGUAGCAUGAGGGAUCUUUAGUUGUGGUAUAUGGAUCUAGUUCCCUGACCAGAGAUGGAACCUGAGCCCCUGCUUUGGAUCGCCAAGGGAGUCUCUAUAUUUUCUUUAUGUAGCUUUUCUCCCCCUUGAAGGUAAUGUCUUUUCCUUUUCAUCUGUUUAUUUUUUCAAAGUCCCUGGCUGAAUGCCCCCAUGUUCUUCACCUGCUCUCUGCAGCACCUUACAGUGUCCUCUGCUGCAGGUCAAACCCCAUAGGUUACACACCCCUUUCUCACUUCCCUGGUGUUGUCCUUCCUGGAGGCCCAUCUCACUCUGACUAGCAGCCAAAUGGCUGUUGGCCUUUCUCCCCUCCUGGAGCCCUGUCCACUGGCCUCUCUGCCUCCUCUCUCUUUGACCAUAAAAUGGGGAAGGACAUGCCACAGUAGCUUCCAGGACUUGGCACAUCUGAAAAUGUCCCUUCUCUUCCCACUCUUCACUCAAAGGUUGGUUGGACAUAUAAAUGUAGAUAAAAAUACUUGGUCUCAGAAUUUUGAAGGCACUGCUUCAUUGUUUUCCACUUCACUUCCUGAGCCUCUGUAUAUGGCUUUAUUUUUUUUCUCUCUGAAAGCUUUUAGGGUCUCUUUGUCUCUGAUGUGAAAUUUCAUACAGCCAAGCCUUGUUGAAGUGAUCUUUUAAAAGCGCUCUGUGCUGCACUGCGCAUGUUAAAUUCCUGGCUGUGGUGCUGUGCUACAAGUAUGUGAGACGUUACUGAAAAAGUGGGUGAAGGGUAUGAAGCUUCCAGUAAGUCUACAUUAAUUUCAAAAUUAAAGGUUAAAAAUUUUCAAAAAUAGUGACAUCAUGGAAAAUGGCAGAGGUGGGUGCUCUGAGAAUCAAUCCUCCUAUUGAAACAAACAAUAAGCUGGCCAAAAAAACAAAACCAAAACAACGGAAUCAACUUUUGUAGAACUCUGGAUUUUAGUCAAGAUACCUAAACUAACCAGUAGGGUGUUGAAUGAAUCUUAAUUAACCCACUCUGCAGAUUUUGGACUUGGCAGCCUUCAAAAUUAGGGCAGCCAAUUCCUUAAAAUAAAUCCCUAUGUGAAAGAAAACUCUGGAAGAAAAUUGUGGCUAUUUUGACCUAUGUGAAAUGAUACCUGAUACCUCAUUAUAGUUUUGAUUUGCAUUCCUCUGAUAGUUAAGUGAUGUUGGUGUCCUAUGGGUUUUUUUGGCCAUCUGUAUCCUUUUUUUGGAGAAAUGUCUGUUUAAAUCUUCUGUCCAUUUUUUGAUUGGGUUGUACUGUUUGAUACAGAGCUGCAUGAGCUGUUUGUGUAUUUUAUAGAUUAAUCCCUUGUGACCCCAGCUUUGGAAGAGUGGAGUCUUAACCACGGGACCACCAGGGAGGUCUGCCAUUGGUAAUUUGGUAUGGAUUGCAUUGGGUAAUACAGUAAUUUUGACAACAUUGAUUCUUCCAAUCAAGAACAUGUCUUUCCAUCUGUUUGUAUCAUCUCUGAUUUCUUUUAUUAGCAUUUUAUAAGUUUCAGAGUACAGGUUUGUUGUCUCUUCAGAUAUGUUUAUUCCUAUUUUAUGUAUCUUGAUGAGAUGGUAGAUGGGAUUGUUUCCUUAAUUUCUCUUUCUGAUCUUUUGCUGUUAUUGCACAGGAAUACAAGAGAUUUCUGUACAUUAAUUUUGUAUGCCGCAACUUUACCGAAGUCAUCGAUAAGCUCUAGCAGUUUUCUGGUAGCAUCUUUAGGAUUUUCUUUGUGUAGUGUGAUGUCAUCUGCCAACAGUAAGUUUUACUUCUUUUCCAAUUUGGAUUCUUUUUUAUUUUUCUUCUCUGAUUGCCAUGGUUAGCACUUCCAACACCAUGCUGAAUGAAAGUCACAACAGUGGAUAUCUUUGUCUUAUUCCUGAUCCUAGAGGGAAUGCUCUUAGCUCUUUACCCUUGAGAAUGAUGUUAGCUGUAGGUUUGUUGUAUGUGGUGUUUAAUAUGUUGUGGUCAGUUUCCUCAAUGCCUGCUCUCAUUAUCUUUUGGAAGGAAUCAAAACCAAGGUCUAAGCACUGGCCCAGACAAUUCUGAUCCAGGUGUCAUCAGACCACACUUUGGGGGAUGUUGGGUCCCCUCUCUCCUGGAAAUCUGUUUCCAGGAAGGUGUUCUUGACUGAUACCAGGUCGCAGCUUACUAUAAAUUCCUAGAGGUUUAUAUCACUUUGGACCAUUUUUUCUAAACUAUUCAUGUACAUAUUUUUCUGAUCAGAAGCAGAGAUGAGAUGUUUAUUUUGCAUGCACAGCCCUUGGUACUCACUGAGUAUGUGGUGACUUGAGAACUGGGUUCAGAAUCAUAGCCCUCAGUGGGGAAGGCAGGUGGAGAGAAAGCAGGGCUAUGAGCACAGGGCUGGACCUCACAUGUGAUGCUGGGCUAGUGGUUUGACCUUGGGCAAAUGCCCACCUGGCUACAUUCCCAUCUUUCGGAUAGACAACAAGUGCAUGCACAGCACCUGCUUCAGAACCGAGUAUCAGGAUUGUGGCUGAGAGUGCUUCACACAGUACCUGGUGUGGAAAAGUGCUUGAAACCAAGCAGGAUCUUGUUGGGUCUUCCUGGUGACAGACCUCGCCAUCCUGUGUUCCCCACCUCUCGUUGGUAGAAAAACAUUAGCCUCUUAGCCCUUGCCCAAUUUCCAGAGCAGAUUUAAUCAGAGAAGUGCAAAAAUGGAGAAGCAAGUGCAGCAGUCAAGCAAGUCAAAGCAAUGAUAGUUUAGUCAUUAAAGUCAGGGACCUUUAGUUCCUCCUCAAGGGCUAUAGGUAAUAUUCUGAGCCCUACCCUGAGAUGAUUUGCCAAUAGUAACCCCCAUGAAGUGGAGAAGUUAGCUGCAUGCUGACAAUCAGCAGGCAGACCCCUCGAGUGGUUGGAACCAGAUGGUUGAUGAUGUAGAGUCUAGAAAUACCACCCUGUACUGCACCACCCACCAGUCAGGGCAAACGUCCACAAGUGAUCAGGCACCCCUGACCUCCCUUACCUUGCCUUUAAAAACGCUUCCCUGGGGGCUUCCCUGAUGGUCCAGUGGCUAAGACUCCAUGUUCCCAAUGCAGGGGGCCUGGGUUUGAUCCCUGGUCAGGAAGCUAGAUCCCACAUGCUGCGACUGAAGAUCCUGCAUCCUACAACUAAGACCUGGCACAGUCAAAUAAAAUAAAUAUUUUAAAAUAUAUAUAAAAAAAUAAAAAUGCUUACCUGAAAGCUGUCAGGGAGUUUGGGUGUUUGGUCACAAGCUGCCCGUUCUCUGUGCUAACUCUGGGCUGGUGUCCUGCAGUAAAUGCUGCACUUUCCUUCACAGCCUGGAGUCGGCAGGGUGGUUUUGCUGUGCAUCGGGUGAGUGAAAUCAGCAAUAUGCUCAACUACUGGGAGCUAAUAUUGGCUACUAAAAACCAGCAAAACAUUUAAAAACAUAUUAUCUAAUAUAAAGCUUGUCUUCAUAUCUUCCCUUAUUUUCUUUUCUUGGCCAAACUGUUUUAAUAUGACAAAUUUGAAGUCGUUUGGGAUGUUUUAUUUCAGCCCAGUUGGCACAUACAUUUUAAUCAAAAUGUUAUGAUUAGUAAGCAUUAACUACCAUCCUUUGAAAGGGGCAUUAGUAAAAAGGUCCUGAGUAUGAGCUCAGUGCUGAUGCACACAUGAUUUGCAUUCACACAGCAGUUCGAUUAUAGGUCUCCAGGGUCUCUGAUAUCUGACUACCGAUGUGUUAAUGGAAAAAGCUGGUCCAGAGGCCGGGCUGUGCAUGGUGGCUCCACCAGGGCUCUGGAGUGGACAGGAGCCUGGAGAGGACCAUCUGGUGAGUGGCAUUUAUAAGAGGGGUUUCUGCAGGCUCCAGGGAACCAGCAGCUGCAGAAGCUGCUGCCUCAAACCUCCCAAUUCUAAUCAGCUACCUUUGGGCUGCAGUGACUUCUGACUUUGGGUUGUACUCCUGCCUUAAAGGAAGAACAUGGCUGUCCGUGGCACUUACGUGGUAAAGAGCACUGACUACACACUAUGUCAGUUGUUUGGAAGACAUGUUAAUGGUUCUAUCUUUGUAUUGUUGACUUAUUCUCAUUUCCAUAUUGAACCUGCUCAUUCAUCCAUUCACUCCAGAAACAUUUAUUGAGCACCUGUUGUAUGCAAGAUAGUUUUCCAAAUCUAGGGACGUAGCAGCGAAGAAAUCUGACAAAGAUCUGUGUCUUCAUGAAACAGUGUAGUAGAUGCGGUGGAGGAAAGAGGAGCAGCAGCAGGUACUGCAGACACGGGAGUCCAGAAACUACCAGAAGCAGCUGUGCCAGGGGAGGGGGCACAUUCUGUGCAGCCAUGUGAGGCAGAAGCAGGAGGUGAACAGUGGCAUGAAUGACAGGAGGGCUCCAAUCCACUACUGCACCUGCUCACUGAUGGAGUUUCACAGGGAAAGAGCAUAUGCCUGGCCCUGGAUGUUUUUAAUCAGGGCUGAGCGGGCCAAAGAAAUAAGCUUCUGGGCUGGGAUCCCUUACCAGAAUGGGAGGUGUAGACUAAGACUCCCCCACCCCGCCCCGUGGGUGUGGUAACCGUUUGUUUUUUAUUAAGCUGAACAGCAAGAUUUGUGUGUACAUUUGUUUCCAUUUAAUGCAAUUAAACAGUCUGUUACAUGUACCCACUCCCCACCCUACCCAGCCACUCGAUUCCCUUCACAUCUGCAGUGGGACACGUCACGCAGCGGGGCACGUGUCACACUGCAGGACGAGACCUACCAAAACAGACCAUGCCUUUGCAUCCAGCAGGUUGGGAGAUGAACCGCAGUAAUUGGAUGGUGCCUGCACAAAACAGCAGGUGAAAAGGGGGUUGUUUGUUUUUUGCUUGUUAUUAAUAUAUGUCAAUGCAUCUGUCUUUUUAAAUUUUGGGAGAUGAACUCAGAUUUUUUUACAGCAAAUAGUAAAACUGAACCUCUCUUUGCCAUAAUCACGUUUGUCAAUACAGAGAAGUACUGUUUAAUGACACUUGGCUUCGGUGAAAGGGCGAGUGUGAACUGCAGAGAUCCCUCCCACUUUCUGUUCCAUGACUUGGGCUCUCAGUGACUCUGCUCAGUGUCUGCAGCAUGGGUACUCUGACCCCACAUCAUGUUUCUCCUGAUUAAAGUGACCCAGAGACCACCUCAUCCAGCACCCUCACUGCUGAAGUCAGGAAGCACUGCUGCGGUCUUCCCAAGGUGUGAGGACUGAGGGUUGUUCCACUGCCAAGCUGGAGCAACUGAGUCAGAGCCAGUUUUCAUAUUUGAGACCAGACUCUACUUCACUAAUUUAUGCUUGUUUUUUCCCCCCAAUUACCAAGGUGGAAGCCCUUAGGUCCUACAGAGCUCUCUCUGCCAGUAGCUACCAUUGUGGAGCAGAGUGAGCCCCAGUUCCUACCAUGAAGCUGUGUCCACCACCAGAUGCACUGUGAAGAAUACCUCAGGCUGCUGCAGGGAGCCACACAGAAGUGGGGAUGUCUAGCCAUUAAGUUCACGGUGCUUAGUUCAAGUUCACAAUCUAUGGGUCUGACUCCUGAGAUGACCUUGUGGUAGGAAGACCCAAGUCAUCUUCCCUUUCUUGUGGACAGCUGAAAUCUUCUCAGGCAUCUUCUACUUUUGGGGUGUCCAAGAUCAAAAUUUCUUCCCUUUAAACUAGAAGCUACUUUGUUUUCUGUUUCACGUUCGGCUCUUCUGCAGGAGCUACACUGUUAAGGAGGUCUGUCCACCUUUGCAGAAUCGUGCUGCUCCCCCUUCCUUCUCUGUGAUUUCCCACAGCUUUUAUAAUUUACUGAGGAAUUUGAUACUCAGGUAAGCUUUCCAGAAAUCCUCUCUUUGGCAUUCCCACUCUCCCAAACACUGCGCUCCCAGCAAAGUUUGGAUGUGACCUUUUCUGCUGUGUCACCACAGGGGAAGGAACAGGGGAGGUAGGUCAGGGACUGACUGACAGUUCCUGCAAUGACAGGACACCAAGGCCAAGAAGAACAUGCAGAAGGGUGCCUUCCAGUGAGGCUGCCCCUCUGUGCUGACUGCUCCAUAGGGGAGGAAGUUCCCUCCUUCCUUCAGCUUAUAGAUGCAUCAGAGCUGCUCUGAGAGCAUCCCAAAACAGGAACCACCGUCAGGCCCCCAGGUGAGUGGAACAUCCAGGUGAUCCCUCAGCUUCUAAGCCCCAGGGACACAAGUGACCACCUUGAUGCCCCAGCUUUCAGGAGCCUGCUUCACAAGUACUGUGUCCUGUCAGUGCUGGAGCCCUUUCACGUCCUCUGCUUCAUAGUGCACAUGUAAGAGGCAGGUUGUGCCACUGGCAUCAAAACCCCACAGCAAAAACAGCUGGAGAAUGUUCCACAUAGUGACAUCUAUUCUAAAAUACAUCAAUAUACACACCAUGCACAGUUUAGUGGAACAAGGUGGGACAGCACUGUGAAUUCAAUCUGCCAGGUAACUGCACCUGAGCAUUUAACUAGUGUAAGCAAAGCUUUAUAUUAAGUAGCUUCUUAGCUCUUCAAUUUUUUUUUUUUUUUUGGAUGAGCCAAAGGAGACAUUUCUAGAUGUAUGAGGCCAGCAUGAGGGGAAAAGGCACAUUCUGAUAGCUGUGUGUAUGUAUGUAUGCACACACUGCAGAGAGCAGAACUGUGGGCCCUGACACAUCAGUUUGUAAUCCAGCCCUUACCCACAACAGUUCUUAUGGAGUUCUAGACUAAUGAUUUGCAACUCUACAGCUUCUCCUCACCAGGGGCCGGAAAGGAGAAAGAAAGACGCAGUUGAAUAAGGGAGGCCCAGAGCUUCCCUUCCUGGUUCCGAUGUCUGCAGAACCUAGGAGCUGUUAACAAGGCAAGGACUGUGCCCUGGACUCAGUCAGUGAGCAUAUGGAUUACGAGCUGAGGUCUUGUCACACACCUGUCACAGAAAGUUAAACUGUGAGAAGUUAAAGUGUUCUCAGCCUGGAGGGAGAGGGCGAGAAUGAGGGCCGGCGCACAGACACACAUCAGAUUCCACCCAAGGCCAGCCAGCGACGCUGUCGUCAGACCGGAACUGAACAGUGUCACAAACCUGGAGCAGUGAAGUCAAGGACCACGUGGGCAAGAUUUUGACAUGUGAAUGGGAUUCUCAUUUGGGGGGAGGGGUUAGCUUUUUGUGUUUUAUAAACACCUAUAAACUAGUCAUUAUUUUAAAAAG